Molecule: messenger RNA, 6861 nt
Organism: Cryptosporidium muris RN66
Lineage: Eukaryota; Apicomplexa; Conoidasida; Eucoccidiorida; Cryptosporidiidae
Exons: 1
Coding region: 1-6861 (2286 amino acids)
Molecular function (GO): zinc ion binding
Source: RefSeq, a predicted model, not a curated record
AUGAACACCAAAGCAGAAGAUAUAUCAUCAGAUCCUUCAGGGAUUUUUGAGUGUUCAUACGAUCCUCAUGUUUAUAAUGUCACAUCUUAUAGUACCGAUUUUCGAAUAGUUGAUAUGUGUACUUUUGAAUGUUCUUGCCCCAGAAGAGGUAAGUCGUUUUGUUCACAUAUAAGAGCUAUAUGUAAGAAAUAUAAAGAGAAAUAUCCUCGCGAAGUUUCCAAUAUUUUUGGGAUUUUAAAUGAUAUAAAUAUGAAGAACAAGCGAGCUACAUGUAUAGAUAAGCCAAAUAAUCACUUGAACUUGUUAAUUCGUGGGCUAAAUAGUGUCUUCUAUUUUCGCAAUAUUUUGGAUAUUUCGGAGAUUCAUAACAUUGAAGCUAAGCAAAGAUAUUCAAGAGUUAUUUAUGCUACUUUAAGAGUUCUUAGUGGUAUUUCAUGGAGAAUAUAUCAAAGUAAAGAUCAAAAGGGAGAUUUACCAUUAAUUGUUCACACUGCUAGUAUCGUUAGAAACAAUAUUUCAGUAAAAGUAUUAAUGGAUGCACUAGACAAGAACUUAGAAGAAAGUUUGUUAGGGGAUGAUACCUCUGAAGUAAAUGCUCUUAAACAAUUAGAAAUAGCUGUUACUUCAGAUACAGGUUUAAUCUGUGACUUUUCUAUUGUUGAUAUAAUUGAGAGCUUUUUAAGAGAAAAUUGCUAUAGUAAUUUGUCUAAACAGAAAUUAUUGAGAGGAAUUUACAAUUAUUUAUAUAAUUGGCAUGAUGUAUAUGAAUUUAAUUCAGAUAGAGAUAGGGAGAGUGCGAAAAGUGGCAUUUUAAAAACUAAGCUUGGACAAAAAGUUCUGAGUAUAGUACAAAGCUGCGUUAAAAGAAGUAGUUCUCAGGUUAAUUGUCAAAACAUGAUUAAUAAUAUGCUUAUUGAACAACUUGGUCUAAAUUUGAGUAGUAUUGGCAUAAAAAAUUACCAAGAUAUUCUUCAGGAUCCAAGUUUCAAUACAAAGCCUGGAAAAAACCUUAAUUCUGUAGUAUUUAAUGCUACAAAUUUAGUUUCUAACUUAUAUUUUGUUAGAUAUAUAAAUACUUGUUGUGAUAAUAAUAAAUCCAAUUAUUAUAUGGAGGAGAUAAUUGGCGAGAAGGAAAUAUUAAGAUCUAUUCAGCAGUGUCCUCCUAUGACUGAUCUGAAUAACUACUUAUUUUGGUUUGCUUCUAGUAGAUACACUACUCAUGGUAGCUUGGAAGAUUUUAUUAGGAAGCAUGAGAAUAGUGAAUAUAUAAGGGAUUUUUUUUUUCUAUGUUAUUCAGCUAGUCAUAUAAAAAAAAGUGGUAAUAGUAUACAUAAUCCCAUUAUGGGAGUUGGUAAUUUGUGUAUAAUUAAAUUAGUUAAACCAACAGCAGAUAAGGAUGGAAUACACACAAAAUUUAGUUAUGAAAAUCAAAUUCUUAAUUCUAUUGAUUCUUUGGAUGGUAUAAUGGUUGUGAAUUACUUACUGGCAGCCUGUAUUUGGGAAGAUGGGGUAAAGAAUUUUAUAGAUGCAUAUCCUAUUGAUGAAUUUAUAAGACGAACUAAAUUAGUAGUUGAAGAUGGUUCUAAAAAAAGAAGUAGCUUUAUAGAAAUGUUGCAGAUUAUUAUAGCGAUUACACCCCCAGCUUUUAAUAAUCUUAUUUGGGAAUAUAUAAUUAUACCAAUAAUCUCUCUAUGGGAAGAUCAAACAAUAGAAUCAACCAUUCAUUCUCUUAUAGUGUUUUUUAUAGAAUGUAGAAAUGACUCUGCUUUAAACAAUAUUGUAGAUACUAUCUUUAACAUACUACCAAAUCUCAAUUUCAAUAAGAGUCUUGAAUUACUUAACUUACAAAAGAAGAGUGGUGACUGGAAUACGCAAUAUAAUAUAAAGGAUUAUGAAUUCAGCGUAAAAGGUGAAAAGGACAGUAUUAAUUCUGAAGGUGAUUAUUUAUUGGAAAAGUGUUCUACUGAAUCAGAGGUUAGUGAAUCACGACAUAAUAUUAUAGAAUCAAACUUAAAAAUUGAUGAAAAUGGUAUAGAGCACAAAACUCCCGAGGAGAUAGUUUCUUUAAUUCAGUUAAACCGUUUUGGAAUUGGGAUAGAUUCUAGAAAAGAUCCUCAGUUAGAGAAUAUACUUCUACAGUAUUCCAAGCUGAUAAAACGUACGGGAGAAAAGUUAUCCGAGAAUCUUUAUUGUGAUAGAAAUCAUUUUCAGCUUGAACUUAUUCAAAAUGCAGAUGAUAACUUCUACGAAAAAUUGAAAUAUCAUCAAACUAGUGUCCCAUCCUUAAAAUUUAUUACUGGAAGUGGGGGAAUUCUGGUAUUAAAUAACGAAGAUGGGUUUACACCUUUAGAUAUAAUGUCACUUAGUGAUCUUGCUAACAGUUCUAAAAUAGAUUGUGGUAAGAUACGAAGAAUAGGGAAAUUUGGUUUAGGAUUUAAAAGUGUCUUCACUAUUACGGAUACUCCAUAUAUUUUCAGUAAUGGAUUUAAAAUUAGAUUUGAUGCCCAAUCUCCAUAUGGUGCAUACAUAUACCCUGAAUGGGUAUCAUGUGAAAUCACUGAACUAAUACCUAAAGAUCUACUUGAUAUAUCUGGCUAUGAAGUGAAUAAAUCCGCAUGGAAUACAGUAAUUUGGUUACCUUUCAAGGCUAGAAAAUUGACGAGAAUUCACCUAAAACCUGAAUUUUUACUAUUUACAAAUAAGCUUGUAUAUCUUGAGCAUACCCAAAAAAAUGCGACUAUUUCAAUUAAAAAGUGCACAGAAAUUUUAGAUGAUAAUUCAUACUUCACUACAAUAUUCAUUCAAGAAUAUAUUCAUUCUAAAGAUGCUGAGAGAACCAUUAAAAAACGAAAAUUACUACCUGGAGGAAGGUACUGGAAAAGACAAUUUUUACUCGUAGAUUAUGAUAUAUCUUCAAUAUGUAAACAAAAUCACUGGUUAGAUCGCGAAAUUUACAAAAAUCGCCAGAAGAAGAUAGUUAUUGGAGUGGAACUUAAGGCAGAUGAAUCCACAAAUACUGGAGUUUGUUUGGGUAAACAGUAUUGCGACGUUUUUGCAUUUUUGCCUAUUCGAUCAUAUGGAUUUCACUUUAUUAUACAUGCUGAUUUUGAACUAACUUCGUCAAGGGAGGGAAUAGCAACAAAUAAUGAAUGGAAUUGUCUACUACGUGACUGUAUUCCGAAUGCUUUAAUUCAUGCGAUACAAUCUUGGAGAAGACUGGAUAAUUUAUCCAUGCUACAUAAAUCAUUUCUGUCUGUUAUACCUCUAUCUAGUGACUAUGUUGAUAACUUUUUUGCCCCAAUAAUAACAAAAUUUCAUCAUAUGCUAAAGUCUGUACCAUGUAUUUAUACUCAAAGUGGUAUUUUUGAAUACCCUAGAAAUGUACUGUGCUCUUUUAAUACAUAUUCUGGAUUAUCGGUUGACACUAUCUCUAAAAUAUUCCCUAAUCUCGAUGAAUUAUGUUUUGUGUUGGAUAAACAUUGCAAAAAGAAAAUUAUUUGUAGUGAUGUUGAAAAAUAUGUUGAACAUACUAUCUUUGAUGAUCUUGGAAUAGAUUCAGUUAACUUGGUAAUUAUCAUCACACUCAUAGAUGGUAUGAUAAGGGAUUUUUCUUACUUUAACCGUCCUUUUGAAUGGUAUAUACAAGUUUUUACUCUUUUGGGAAAGCUCAUUGCAUCUUCAACUUAUUCGGAAAGUUAUCUGCAGACAUUGAAAAAUUUACCUUUAUUUCUUACUGAUAAAGAUGAAUAUGUAUCAUCCUAUAAUAAUAAACUGGGGAGGAAUCAACUAUUUCUCCCUUCAAGCGAGUUAUUUACUUCUAUUAAUGUUGCAUGCAUUCACUUUAUAAGCAAGAAAUUACUAAAAAAUUCAGAUACAGUUAUUAGUGGAAGUGAAUAUUAUGUAGAUAUAAAGAAUCUUAAUAGUUUUUAUAAUGACAUGGAUAUUUAUGAUAUUAAGGAAGAGCAAUAUAUAGAAUUUAUUUUAGAAAAAGUAACACAUUUAGACCCUAAAAUUGAUGCAAAAACUAUAAUAAGAUUAUCAAGUAUACUUAAUUCAUUUUGGGUUAGGAAACCUAUUGAUAAAAAUGUGAUUAUAUUUGGUGUAUCAAGUAAUGAAAAGAUCCUCCCCUUAACUUCAGAAAAUUUUUACAUUCAUGAAAAAUUGGGAAAUAUAACUAAUUUUGUAUAUAUUUUAGAUUUAUUAGAAGAAGAGACAUUUAUAAAACAUGAAUUCAAAUAUUUGAGAGAUACUUCGCGUAGUAAACUUAGUCUAGAUUAUUUAGAAUUUGGUGAUAUAGAGUAUUGGAGAUAUUUUUUCUCACUUUUUGGGAUAACGGAGUUACCUUUUAUAAUCAAGAAACUCAAUUUAAAUUUGGAUAAUCUGGAUGAAAAUCAAUUAAUGAAGCAUAUUAAAGAUAUUAUUAGGGGUGAUAUAGAUGAAUCAGUAUUAAAAAAACAUAUAAACGAUCUCAUAAAAUUGAGAGAUAAAGGUUUCAAUACAGUGAUAGAUUUUUAUAUUGAAGGAUUAGAAGAUAUAUGUGAGUUGUUGAGAAGUUGCAGGAUAGUGAAUAAUCAAGAAAAAGCGGAUUUAAUACUUGUAAAGUUUACAGAAGAUUUGUGCAAAGUUGUAUGUUCUAACUGGAACUCUCUAAGCAAAUUCUGGCACUUAGGACAAGCAAAUUCAGAUUGUUCCAUACCAAAUUCAUAUUCUCUACUAGCUCAUCAACUGCAAAAUGCUUCACUAUUUAGUUAUGUGAAGUAUAUAACUGAAACUUCAUAUUCGCUUAUUGGCAUUUCUCGUCCCAAGCAACUGACAUAUUGUAGUAAUAUGGAAUAUUUACAGAUAAUCUCGCCCUUUGUCGGGUUAAUACACUUAGAAAAUAAUGCAUAUCCAAUAGAAAUACUUGAAUUUGCAUUUGGAGUUAAUACUAGAAUUAAUAGUUCAAAAUAUAUUUUCUCUAUACUCGAAUCAAUAUGCUGCAACGAAAAUUCAACAAAUUUGGUAACUUAUAAAAUAAAAGAUAUAUCAUACUUCUCUCUUGUUACACUAUUUGACUUCUUUAUAUAUUGUAUGAAAUUUAACAAUGAUUUGGACAUAGAUAUUUCUGAUGUCUUCAAAAAAGUUUGUAUGAUUCCUGUAAAGUUGUCUAAUGGAAGCAUAAUUUGGAAGAAGUCUAGUGAAGUAUAUUGGGAAGAUAAAGACAAAUUAAUAAGCUGGUCCCAACCUUUAGGUGAACUUUUUUUACAUGAUGAUAUAGAACACAGAUGUAGAACAACGGAUUUUUUUAGUUUUUUUGUGACUGAACUAGGAAUUUCUUUAUCACCAACAGAUAAACAACUUCUGGCUGAGCUUGACAACUUUCAGUAUAGUGAUAAAAAUGACCUAGACUCAGAGCAACUAUUAUCAUUAAUAAAGAUAAUAGUAUACCUAUCAAAUUCCAUGAAGUUUGGAAGUAUCUUGGAAUUUCCAAGUUCUGUACUUCUUCCAGUAGUAAGUAAUGGAUCAUAUGAUCUAUUUGAUUAUAGAAAAAAAAGCUCUCCAUUACUUUUUCCAUCGCUGUCCAAUUUAUGCAUUCUUUUUUCGGAGAAUUUCUCUGGAAUAACAGGAGAAAUGAAAAUGUUAUGGUCUCCCUUUUGUAUUUAUAUAAAUGAUAAUUUAGCUAAAUAUAACUGGGAGGAAAUAAUUGCUAUAGAUAAUUUACAAAAGCAGUGGUACUCUUUAUGCUUACCAAUUACUACUGCAGUUUAUGGGUACAUAUCUAGCGACCAAGUGGAUAGAGAUGACGCUCAUUUCGAACUUUCUAGUUUUGAAAAGGAAAGUAAAUUUUAUAAGGAGCUCAUAGCUAACAUCUUAGGUCCAUUGUGUGAAGAUUCUCUCGAUUGUAUAUCUAGGUCUGAUUACAAAGAUUGGCAUGCUCGCGUUUCGAAGUGUGAAGUUUUGAUUUUGGAAAAAGAUAUUUUUGUAGAGUUCAAUUUUUCCAUAAAUAAAGUCCGGCUUGCUUCUUACUAUGAUAACAAAGCUGAUAUUAUAUAUAUAAAACAUCUGAAAAGUCUAAAUACUGGUGACUAUAAGCAUGUAGUAGCAUCAUUACUUUCAUUUGUAUCAAGUUUUUUGAGUGAAACUAGUUCUUGUAAUCUUGGAGUAUUUAAAAUAUCACAUAUUCUCAUUAAUUUGGUAAUAAAAAAAGUUCUUAAAUCUUCCUCUUUUCAAAUUUCUUGGAAUGAUAUAAUAGUAAAACUUAGUAAAAAAGCUGAAACCUCAAUAAGAGGAUAUAGAUUUAACUUCAGGUACUUCUUAUUUAACAAAGACUAUGGCGAUGAUGAAAACUCAUCUGAAGACUUUACAUUCAAGCAUUUUGAAUCUAAAGAUGUGGUAUCUGAAUUAAAUAACUCGACAAUUAAUUCUGUAAAAUUGGACAGAUUCUUAAAUUCAGGUCCAAAUCCUACAGCUAUAGAUAUUGGAAAGUUUGGUGAGAAGGCAGGAUUUGAUUACUUAUCUGAAAUUUACAAACAAGAUAUAUUAAAUGGUAAAGUUACUAUAACUUGGGAAAAUGAAUACAUGGAAAGAGGCCUCCCGUAUGAUAUAACAAUCAAUACUAUAUCACCAUUAUCUAGAGAAAUUGUAUCGACCACAUAUAUAGAAGUGAAAUCUUCAUUAAGCAAAGAUAGAAAGUUUUUUCAUAUUACUUGUAAAGAGUGGUCAUACGCCCAAUUACAUCAAGAUAAUUAUUGGAUUUUACGUGUAUUUGGAGUUAGACCAAGCUCAAACAAUACAACCAAUUCAAAAUAUAAAUUUACACUAAUCAAAAAUCCAUACAGAUAUUGGGUAAAUGGUCAAUUUCAAGUUCUUUUGGUAACAUGA